AACGCACCUUCGCCAUUUUGGGCCCUUCAGCUGAUCAUGACUGUCAGUUUUCAGCUGUUCGUAUUUUAUUAUUGUCAUCUAGUAGUGACGGGAAAUUCAGGUGAAUUAGGGCAUCAUGACUGACUAUUUUUCCGAAAUGGGAUGGCGGGAGCUGAGAGAUGGUGAACAGCCAAAUCAUUCUCUCCAUAUGGCUCGACUAUUUAGAGAUUAUGGCAUGUUUGAGCUCUUGCGCUCUCAAAAUGGAGACAUGUUACCGCCUCCUGCUUCCAAAGUUGCCGUUGACGCUCUAGAGAGUGAAACUAUAUUGCAGACAGGUCUGCAGUGUCCAGUGUGUCUCAAAGAAUUCCCCAGUCACGACAACGUGAAAAAGAUGCCAUGCAAACACGUCUUUCAUCCGGAUUGUAUAUUGCCUUGGCUCUCAAAGACCAAUUCCUGUCCGGUGUGCAGAUUCGAACUUCCCACAGAUGAUGAAGAUUAUGAAGAAGAACGGAAAGAAAAAAAGAGGGCUGUGGAAAGAAAGAUCGACAUAGAAAACUUACAUAACAGCAUGUUUUCUUAGAGCUAGAGAUAGAAAGGUGAUCGGCAGGGCGAUGCAUUUAUUAUUUAUUAUUAUAUGUAUAGUACAAAUAAUAUGGGAUUAAAAGCGAAAACUAUUGGGGAAAA
Messenger RNA from Dendroctonus ponderosae (mountain pine beetle), 663 nucleotides. RefSeq names its product E3 ubiquitin-protein ligase RNF181. Gene Ontology annotation, cellular component: cytoplasm. Gene Ontology annotation, molecular function: ubiquitin protein ligase activity. Gene Ontology annotation, biological process: protein ubiquitination. The record is from RefSeq and is a predicted model, not a curated record. Lineage: Eukaryota; Metazoa; Arthropoda; Insecta; Coleoptera; Curculionidae. The coding region runs from base 116 to 559 and encodes 147 amino acids. The transcript has 4 exons.